Brettanomyces bruxellensis is the source of this 654-nucleotide messenger RNA. RefSeq lists its product as uncharacterized. The coding region runs from base 1 to 654 and encodes 217 amino acids. The record is from RefSeq and is a predicted model, not a curated record. Gene Ontology annotation, molecular function: DNA strand exchange activity; single-stranded DNA binding; structural constituent of ribosome. Gene Ontology annotation, biological process: DNA recombination; positive regulation of mitochondrial DNA replication. Gene Ontology annotation, cellular component: nucleus; mitochondrial large ribosomal subunit. NCBI's taxonomy places the organism in Eukaryota, Fungi, Ascomycota, Pichiomycetes, Pichiales, Pichiaceae. The transcript has a single exon.
AUGGCUAGCAAGUUUAGAAAUACAUUUUGGCUCAAGGAGAACGGGUUUGCUCCACAAAUAUAUCUUUUUAGAAACAUAGAGUCUGGCCAGGUGAUAUACUCACAGACACCUCAUGUCACUAAAUAUCAGAUAAAACAACAGUUUUUCAGGCCUAACUGGGAAAACAGGAAACCUUCAAAGAGAAGAGAUUUAUGGAGGCCAUUAGCAGUUGCACAAUUCCAAGAUUACCAGCAAACAGUUCAGGCUUAUCAUGCAUUAGUGGAGCUGAGGUAUAUGAGAGAAGUGUCAAAGAGAAAGGAGGCAGAGGCAAUGCGGAAAAGAAACAUAUAUAACCAAAUUUGGUAUUCGGGACAGUACAGACCAACAUGGUCUCAGGAAGCUGUUGCUGAUUUGAGUACUGUUGUUGAUGAAUUUAAGUUUAAGACUAAGAUAUAUUGGGACUCGCUUUGGAGGAAAGGUGAGGACAAGUACUGGAACAAGGAAUUCGUCCAGCAUGAAGAGAUGGAUCAGGUUGGUACCCGUGAGAAGUUUGUCGUGCUAGAUGAAAUAAGAAAGAAGGGGCUGGAAGAUUUCAAGGUUGCAGAACAAAAACGAUUGGAAGUGGAACCAGCUUCUGACGAGACAGCUGACAAGAAGAAAAUUUCUGUGCUUUAA